AUGGCCGUGUUACCAGUGAAGUUCACUAAAACCAAGAGGGACAAACUGGCCCAGCUUCUAUGGGUGCUGAACUGGAUCUCUGUGGUAACAGGAAUCAUACUCUUUAGUUUGGGAGUCUUUCUGAAAGUGGAGAUUAACAAACGACAGGACCUUAUGGCCGAACGCCAGCUCCAGUCUGUGCCAAACCUGCUCAUUUCCGUGGGACUUAUAGCCUGUGGAAUCAACUUCUUAGGAGGAAAGAUCUGCUAUGAUUGUGUGGACACAAGCAAGUUCUUGCGCUGGAAGUUGGUGAUGCUUCCGUACAUCAUUUGUACGUUUUUCUUCACUUUGAGCAUCCUCGUGGGUGGCCUGAUGUGCUACAGCUUGCAUGGACAGCUGGAGGAAUCACUCGGGUUGGGGCUACGUGAGGCUAUGCGCUACUACAAGGACACAGACACACCAGGGCGCUGCUUCUUGAAACGCACAGUGGAUCUCCUGCAGAUCCAGUUCCAGUGUUGUGGGAAUGAAGGUCAUAGAGACUGGUUUCAGAUUCAGUGGAUAAGCAACCGCUACCUGGACAUGUCUCGACGGGAAGUGGUGGAUCGUUUACGUAGCAAUGUGGAGGGAAAAUAUCUAAUGGAUGGAGUUCCUUUCAGCUGCUGUAAUGUAAACUCUCCUCGGCCAUGCAUUCAGUAUCAAACCACCAAUAACUCCGCCCACUUUAAUUAUGACUAUCAGACAGAGGAGCUCAACCUGUGGAUGAGAGGCUGUCGCCAGGCUCUGCUAGACUACUAUACAGACAUCCUGCAUUCCAUUGGGCUCACAGUUCUGAUUAUCUGGCUGUUUGAGCUUUCGGUCCUUACGGGAGUUCGGUACCUCCAGACAUCCCUGGAGAAUGUGUGGCGCAGAGGGGACCCCGAAUGUGAGUCCGAAGGGUGGCUCCUGGAGACCAGCUUUGUGGCGACAGCUCGUACUAAUUUCAACAUUAUCAAAAACCUGGGCAAGUUCAACCAAAUCAACACAGCUAGCAAUGGAGAUCCAAACAUUGACAGACCAUCUACAGCACACUAUGGUCCAGAUAAUGUGCCUCCAAAGUCUACUCCGAUUGCCAGUUAA
This is a messenger RNA of Triplophysa dalaica, 1095 nucleotides long. It is a transcript of the gene prph2la, whose product is annotated as peripherin 2-like a. Gene Ontology annotation, cellular component: membrane. Gene Ontology annotation, biological process: visual perception. The record is from RefSeq and is a predicted model, not a curated record. Bases 1 to 1095 code for a protein of 364 amino acids. The transcript is spliced from 3 exons. Lineage: Eukaryota; Metazoa; Chordata; Actinopteri; Cypriniformes; Nemacheilidae.